Messenger RNA from Botrytis sinoallii, 345 nucleotides. RefSeq lists its product as uncharacterized. NCBI's taxonomy places the organism in Eukaryota, Fungi, Ascomycota, Leotiomycetes, Helotiales, Sclerotiniaceae. Gene Ontology annotation, cellular component: cytoplasm; nucleus. Gene Ontology annotation, molecular function: phosphatase activity. Gene Ontology annotation, biological process: DNA damage response. Bases 1 to 345 code for a protein of 114 amino acids. The record is from RefSeq and is a predicted model, not a curated record. The transcript has 5 exons.
AUGGAAUUUGAUACCAAGACUCCUCUCUAUUCUACUCAGGAUAAAACAUCUUUCGCGUAUAUUUCUGCGAGAGAUCGUUGGCCUGUUAUUCUUACUGGAGCUAUUGAUGAUGUUCACAGAGCAGUAUCCGAAUCGACGGGUAGCAAACAUGAGGAAGGAAAACGCAUAGUCGAGACUCUCGCAAAGCUAAAAUAUGAGCUUCAACACGACAGGAAAUUAACCCCUCUUCUUGAUGAUGGACAGCCGGAUAUUGAGGGCUAUAAUAAGGAAUUGGAAAAAUUGGGUUACCCAUCAUGGUUCAAUAUUCCAUGGUUAUUUGCGGAAUGUUAUCUCUACAACGUAUAG